CCUGGUGUCGGCAUAUACUUUGCAUAACCUACCUAAAUUGUCCCUACAGCGUUGUUGGCAAAUUGCUCGUUCCAUUGGCAUUCCCUAUAAACGCACUCUUACAGCUGCGCAACUGCGUUCACUUAUUGCUGACAUACUUAUUGAAGAAGAGAUGGCACAUCAGACUCCUCCCUCUACGGGAGCUAGGGCAAAAACUACUAUGUUCUCGCAGGAGGAAGAUGAUACACCUACGGAGCAAAAUGGUCAGUAUAGUGCACAUGGGUUGUCUCAGGGUGAAUCAGCGUCGUUGGCACUUCAGCUGGCAAAAAUCAAUCUUGAGCAAACUAGGGAACAGAGAGCAUUCGCAAGGGAAGAAUUUGAUAGGGAAAGAGAAAGGAGGCAGUUUUCGCAUUCUGUAAACGAUUUCAGUUUACAAAAAGCAUACAGCUUGUUCCCCGCUUCAAUGAGGCCGAACCAGAGCAAUUUUUCGAAAGCUUCGAAAAUCAGGCUCGAGCCUUGAGGUGGCCGGAACAGCACUGGGCAGCGUUGGUUCAUACAGCAUUAUUGGGUAAGGCACAGGAAUUUACGUCGGUAUUAACUGACGCUGAAUUCUCUGAUUAUCAAGUAGUGAAGACCACAGUGUUGGGAGCAUAUACAUGUAUCCCAGCUAAAUAUCGUAAGACCUUCAAAUUGAACAGGCGGCAGCUUGGUCAAUCCCUGGUGGACUUUGUGAGACAGCAAACCAAAGCUUUUACCAGCUGGUAUAAAGCGAGUGGUGUCUCUAACUUUGAGGAGCUGGUGCAGCUUAUUCUGAUUGAUAACCUGCUGGAGUCUGUGGGACCAGAGGUUCGUGUCUUUCUGCAGGAUCGUGACUUAACCACUGCAUUGGAGGCGGCCAGGUUGGCUGAUACCUUCGAAACGAACCGCUCCUUGUCCGAGCGGUCCCGUCUCUCUUUUCAACAGUCUGGCGUGAGCAGAAGCUGCACCUUGUUAUUGGCAAUAAUAAAGGGGUCUAAAUGACUUCCGCAAAAGUAAAUCAAGCCAGAAACAUGAGAGCUCACUUGGAAGAUAAACCGUAUCAUUGUUUACUAUGCCAAAAGAAAUAUUCUCACAAAUAUACUCUAGCAAAACAUAUGGCAUGGCAUGCAGGAGUGAAACCAUUUCGGUGUUUGAAGUGUUUGAAAAGAUUUUCACAGAAAUCUUGUUUAGUAAUACAUGAGAGGGUUCAUACAGGAGAGAAGCCAUACCAGUGUUCUCAGUGUCUAAAAAACUUUUCACAAAAAGCUAAUCUGCAGAGACAUAUGAAAGUUCAUACAGGAGGAAAUUAUAUCAUUGCACUGAAUGUCCUAAAUCUUUUACACAAAAAAUUGCAUUAGUAAAGCAUACGAGAAUUCAUACAGGAGAGAAACCUUAUCAGUGUUCAGAAUGCUUAAAGGAUUUUAAACACAAGUCACAAGUUGAGGAUCAUAUGAGGGUUCAUUCUGGAGAGAAACCAUAUCAAUGUUUGGAAUGUUUAAAACACUUUUCUUUCAAAUCAAAUUUAACAGUACACAUGAGAGUGCAUUCAGGAGAGAAACCAUUUGACUGUUCAGAGUGUUUACAAAAAUUUGCUCAAAAAUCUGAUCUUGCAAAGCAUUUGAGGGUUCAUAGAGGUGAAAGACCUUAUCAGUGCUCCGAGUGUCAAAAAAGUUUUGCACUGAAAUCAAAUUUAAUUACACAUAUGAGAAUUCAUUCAGGAGAGAAACCUUAUCAGUGUUCAGAAUGUCUAACUAAAUUUGCACAAAAAUCUGAUCUUGUAAGACAUAUCAGAUUUCAUACGGGGGAAAAACCAUAUCAGUGUUCUGAGUGUCAAAAAAAAUUUAAAGAAAAAUCAACUUUAGUACAACAUUUUAGAGUUCAUACAGGAGAAAAACCAUUUCGGUGCUCUAGGUGUUUAAAAGCAUUCUCCUGCAAAUCGACUUUGGUGAAGCAUAUGAAAAUUCAUCAAGAAGAAAAGCCAUAUUGAUGUUUUGAUGAUCGACAUGUUGUGAUCUGUGGUGUAUAGUCACAUCUGCAGUUUCCCACAAAGUUUUGAUGCAGUUCUUUUAUUGUGAGAUAAGCCAUCAUGGGUCCAAAGAAGGACCAUUUCAGUAUCCUCACCUGCUUGAGGUUUAUAGACAAAGCCUGGACCAUGCAGGACCAUGCAGUCAUCAUGGAAAAAAUUCUGGCCUGACUUUGUGGCGGCCAGGAAUUUUGAAAGCCUCGAAGAUGAGCCAGAGCUGGCAGAGAAUAUUGUGUCCCUGGGGAAGAUCUUGGGCCUGGAGGUGACUGAAGAUGAUGUGGAGUUGAUGGAGGAGCAUAGAACUGAAUUCCCCACAGAAGAACUUAUAGACCUUCUGUUGCUCCUCCACAGCAACAGAUUGCAGCAGAGGAGCUAUCUUCAGUGGAAGAGAAGGAAGGGAUAAUGUGCCCAUUGCACU
Molecule: messenger RNA, 2438 nt
Organism: Cherax quadricarinatus
Lineage: Eukaryota; Metazoa; Arthropoda; Malacostraca; Decapoda; Parastacidae
Source: RefSeq, a predicted model, not a curated record